UCUCUGCAGGUCAGCGGCGGUGGCUGGCUGCCUGCACGGUGCCAGCAUGAACCAGACCAUGGCCGACAUCCUGGCAAACCAGCAGUUCCUCCGAAGCGCAUUGCCAAAGUUCAGGAAAAGCCCCCUGCUACAGAGGGCAGCGUGGCAGGCCCUGGACACGGCCGAUCCUGAACCAGAGGAUGGGUUACUGGUGACGCACGUCAAUCAAACCCGCCAGCUGCUGGGAACCCCUGCUUCCCCCGCCGUGCCCGCGGCCACCCAAACCUCCGAGGAAUGGCUGGCCACUCAUGGCCUGGAGCCCCAGCAACUGACCCUUCACCAUCUUCUAACUGAAGGCUGUGUCGUCAGGAACAAGGACGAGGAGAAGGAGGUGAAGCAUUUACAAGUCCGGUUGGACAUCAUCGAGAGCUUUGAAUCCAGGGUCCGAGAAAUGAUUGACGUCUACCAGAAGCGGAUCAGUUGGCUGAAGGAAGGGAGCAGAAAGAUGUUUGGGUUGGUGAAGGGGGCUCGGCUGGGAGUGCUGGUCGACUGUUCCGACGCCAACUGCGGACUUGGCCGGCAGCGAGAGUUGCAGCGCGAUCUGCUGGCCCUUAUGGAUGAGCAGCUGAGUGGAGUUUCACAGCUCUACCUCCUCUCCUUCGGAUCCGAGCUGCACCCGCUGUGGGACACUGCACGGGAUGUCAACCUCCACACGUUGCAUGAGGCUCGGCAGUGGGUGCAGGCCCUGCAGCCCGGCGGGAGCUGCAACCUGCUGCAGGCCCUGAAGCGGGCGGUGAGGGUGCGGCGGCUCGACUCUCUGCUGCUCGUCCUGGGAACGAGCCCCGACCAGCCCCCUGGGAUUCUGGUCGACCAUCUGCAGCAGUGCAUGUUGGGAAGGUCCCUGCCUGUACAAACCGUGGCGUACGACUGCAACCACCACACUGCCCAGGAGAUGCUGAGAUCUCUAGCUGAGCUGAGCGGCGGUCGACAUCACUCCUACUCAAUGGGAACACAGCAGUGCUGGGGCAGCGAUGCCGCGGCGCUGGGGCAGGAGCUGCAGGGAGCAGCACAGCUGCUGCAGUCGGUGGCGGAGAUGCGACGAGGGCUGGUGGACGGGGCUGUCAGCUCCCUGCUGAGAGAGGUGUGGACGGAAGUCUCCGGAAGGCGGGCACCCCGGAGGUCAGAGCUGGAGGCACCGCUGACCAUCGAGGCCCCCGGCGUCCGGCCCCGACCCUCGGCCCAGUGGCUGCAGCGCAACGGCCUGAGAGCCCGUGGGCUGGGUCUCUACCAGGUUCUGGCCCCCAACGCCUUCCCCCGGUGUGAGCAGUACGUGCCCAUCCUGCGCAAGACCGUCCGAUCCACCCUGCACCAGAAAGCCAUGAUGCAGCUGGAGUGGUUCGACGGGACGGUGAGGAAUCUUCACGUGGACCCACCCCAACUCUACCAGUAUCAGGGCUCCCUGUCCCGGGCGGUCAGGGGCUUCCAGCGUCGUCUCGGCUGGUUGUGUUCGGGUAGCAGACGGGUCUGGGGCAACCUGUGUGAGGAGAGGGUGCUGCUGAUGGUGGACACCUCGACCCUCUCCCCCGGCACCGACCCCCCCCUGCAGCUGCUCCGGCCCCUUCUCCAGCAACAGCUGCCCCGGACACAGGCCUUCAACCUGCUGGCGUUCGGCUCCGGGGUCCAACGCUAUGGGCCGGGCCUAGUGCCCACUACACCCGCCAGCCUGCAGGCUGCCUGGAGGUGGUGCCUGUCGCUGCAGCGUGAGGGCAGCCGGAACCUGCUGGCCGCACUGAGAGCAGCGAUGGAGACCGACGUCAGCUGUCUCAGCGGACCCUGUGGGAUCUACCUCCUCAUCGCCGGCGCUCCCGACCAGGCCCUGGAACCUCUCGCCAGCUACGUUGCCGAGGUCACCGGAGGUCGUGAACUCCGACUCCACGUCUGCCUCUAUGACCCUGAGCCCGACCCUGACCUCGGGGAGUCGGCCCCUCCCCCCCGCUACGCCUCUCCCAGGGAGAUGGGGGACAUCAUGAGGAGUCUGGCGCGGUCGGGAGGCGGCCGGUUCCUAUGGUCCCGCGAGUCGGGUAUCAUCGAAAGUGAUGACAUUCAGCUGAUAUUGGCCGAAGUGGAAAAGGCAGUCGACUACUCCAGGAAGUGCGCCCUGUUGCUCGAGUCCCUCCACCGGCGUUCGGGAAGGCUGGCUGCAGACGAGCGGGUCCCACCGGGUGGCCUUGAGGUGGUGCUGAAGGAGGGGUGUCGCAGCCCCCUGAAGCUGCAGGCUCCGAAGCCCACUGCCCUCUCCCUGGCCAGAAUGCGAGCUCUGGUGGACGGGGGCGGGGAGAGAGUGUCGGCGUUCAAAGCCUUGACCUGGCGUCCAAGCAGCGGAAAGACGGCCACCGCUCCAGCUCGCCCCAGCCACACGCGGACACGCCCCACGGGCCGGGCCAGGAGGAAGGUGACGAGCUCGGCCUUUUACACGGAUCAAGGGAGGAAAGUGGGAGCCGUGUACCAGACACCGCCCGGAACGAGACGGGGCAGAUCGGUGAUCCCCUCCAUCACACUGCCACGGGAGGAGGAGGUUUGCACCACCGCGGCGUGGCUGCGGUGUCAGGCCGUGGGGCGGCUGGGCCUGGACCUGCACCGAUUGGCGUUGGGCGGUGGCUGCCGGCACGGAGCGUCGCUGGUGCGGAGCCUGGGCCGCAGGGUGGGCGCCCGGCACUGUGCCUCCCUCCCCACCGUCACCAUCAACGCCCAGCAGAGACACUUGUACCUGCAGCCGCAUGAACUGGACGAGUACAUGGGACAGGUGCGGCAGCUGCUGCGUCGCUACCUGCAGCGGCUGCAGUGGCUCCUGUCAGGGAGCAGGCGUCUGUUCGGCAGCAUCGUGGAGAAGCGAGUCUGUAUCUGCAUCGACACGUCGGGAUCCACCCAGCCUUACCUGGCUGCUCUGAGGAAGGAGCUAACCUCCCUCAUCUGGGAACAGCUCCGAACCAAUGUCCACAGCUUCAACCUGCUGUCGUUCGCAGACACUGUGCGGAGCUGGAGGGAGGGUCUGCAGGAGGUGACCGAUGCCUCGUGCCACGACGCCGUGCAGUGGGUGGGGGGCACCUUGGCUCAGGGCAGCACCAGCACCCUGGCGGCACUGCAGGCGGCAUUUGGUCACGCGGGCGUGCAGGGGGUGUACGUGCUGACGGACGGGAAGCCGGACUCCAGCUGUUCCAGCGUUCUGCAGGAGACGCGGAGGAUGAACCAGGGGAGAAGAGUCAGAGUGCACACUGUGUCUCUCUGCUGCACAGACAGCACUGCCAACGAGUUCCUCAAGUCGCUGGCAGCUCAGAACCGAGGUCGCUUCCACCGCUGCUAUGGAGCUACGGACGGGCAGCUGGUCGCUCACACAAUGCUCACGGGAGGCUUCGCCGAUGAAGACGAUCCCAACCUUCCUGACUUUGAGGGUGACGAUUUAAAAAGGCUUUCUGAAGAAAUUACUAAAGCACGAAGGUUCCUGUCUGAAGCACAGUCCUUCAGGUAG
Amblyraja radiata (thorny skate) is the source of this 3505-nucleotide messenger RNA. RefSeq names its product von Willebrand factor A domain containing 3A (gene vwa3a). The transcript is spliced from 31 exons. Lineage: Eukaryota; Metazoa; Chordata; Chondrichthyes; Rajiformes; Rajidae. The record is from RefSeq and is a predicted model, not a curated record. The coding region runs from base 47 to 3505 and encodes 1152 amino acids.